This is a messenger RNA of Vicugna pacos (alpaca), 971 nucleotides long. The record is from RefSeq and is a predicted model, not a curated record. NCBI's taxonomy places the organism in Eukaryota, Metazoa, Chordata, Mammalia, Artiodactyla, Camelidae.
AUGCGGAGAACCUUUCGCCCUGUGCCCAACUUCGUUGCAAAGCCCUUCUCUAGGCCUUUAGGCCCGGGACUUACCCGCCGCUGUCGCUCGGCAAAAGCCGCCGCGCUGCGCUGCGCUGCGCUGCAACCAGCGAUGCGGCGCGGAGCCGGCCACGAGCCGCUCCGGGGCUGGGGGCAGGGGCUGCUCUGCCUGAGCUCGCGAGAAGGAAGGCCUGGCCACCCCCGCACCUUACAGGAGCUGUCCGAGGUGCUAAAUUCCCGGGACAGCGCCCGGUCAGGUGGUCUGAGGGCACCACGGGGACAAGAGCGAGGCAAAGAGGUCGAAGAAAAGACCCAGAAAAGGAGUCUGCCCUCGCAUCCAGCCUGCCAAACUCGCUACCCUCAUUCACAGUUCCCCCCUCGAGUCUUUCCGCCCCCCACCCCCGCCCCCGGCACCGCCGCCGCUAUCCAGUCAGCUCGCUGCUACUCCCAUGGGUCACAUGAGACAGAUGAGGAGUUUGAUGCUCGCUGGGUGACGUACUUCAAUAAGCCAGAUAUUGAUGCUUGGGAAUUGCGUAAAGGGAUGAACACGCUCGUUGGCUAUGAUCUGGUUCCAGAACCCAAAAUCAUUGAUGCUGCUUUGCGGGCAUGCAGACGCUUAAAUGACUUUGCUAGUGCAGUUCGCAUCCUAGAGGUUGUUAAGGACAAAGCAGGACCUCAUAAGGAAAUCUACCCCUAUGUCAUCCAGGAACUUAGACCAACUUUAAAUGAACUGGGAAUCUCCACUCCAGAGGAACUGGGUCUUGACAAAGUGUAAAGCCCGUGGGUGGGCUUUCCAAGGAUUUAUUGAUAAUGCUACUUGAUUGUAAACAAUCACCUGGAAAUACUGAUGAUAACAUAUUACCUUAUUUGAACAAGUUUUCCUUUGUUGAGUACCAAACCUUGUAAAGGUAACUUGGACUUUAAUAAAAGGGAAAUGAGUUUGAACUGAAA